Molecule: messenger RNA, 1163 nt
Organism: Spodoptera littoralis (African cotton leafworm)
Lineage: Eukaryota; Metazoa; Arthropoda; Insecta; Lepidoptera; Noctuidae
Source: the annotation of a GenBank genome assembly
AACCUGUUUCGUUUGAAACCUUAAAAAGAAUAUUUUAUAAAUAUUUUAAUUUGCGCUGCAAAACGUUAAAAAAAGACACAUGUAACAAAUGUGAUACUUUCACACAAAAAAUAAAAAACUACACAUCGGCCAAUGAAAAGUUGAAAUUGGAGAAAGAAAAGGAAGAUCAUUUAAAUCGAGCACAAGACCUGCGACAAUCCAUGAAUGAGGAUUUAGCACGAGCCAAAACAGACCAAACUUUUGAAUGCCUAACAUUCGACCUUGAGAAAACUCUCCCGUUGCCGCGCAUCCCUACCAAUAUUGUGUUUUAUAAACGCCAACUAUGGCUGUACAAUAGUGGCAUACUUGCUGGCUCCAAUGACACCGGCCACUGUAACGUAUGGUUGGAAGGUGAAGCUGGUCGGGGAGCACAAGAGGUCGGUUCGUGUCUAGUACGAUACAUAAAACAUAAAAUGGACCCAAAAGUUGAAGAGCUGGCACUAUGGAGUGACUGUUGCGGGGGACAAAAUCGUAACAUUAAAAUAGUUUUAAUGCUUAAGGCCUUACUAAACUCACAUCCUAGUCUCCAAACCAUCACAUUCAAAUACCUAGAGUCCGGCCACACAUUCUUACCGAACGAUACCGAUUUCUCCAAGAUAGAAUACCAGCUAAAAUUCCAUGAAAGAAUAUAUACUGCCGAAGAUUACAUUAACGUAAUGAAAAGCUGUAGAAAGAAGAACCCUCUUAAAGUUUACAGAAUGCAGAUGAAAGAUUUCGUGUCAACGUCUAAAAUUGAAAAGAAAAUAGUAAACAGAAAAACAUUUAUUUCGAAAGAAAAAGUGAAUUGGCUAAAGACAAAAGAAAUUUGUAUUAAAAAGAAUUUCAAACAUUCCAUUUUUAUGAAAAUAGAUGGAGUAGUUAAAGAGUUAAACAUUGAAAAAAAAGUUAGAGGAAAAGUUUUAGAUAUUUCUGAGGAUGAUUUUAAUUAUCUUUGGCCUGAUGGCAAAGAAAUUGCACAGGCAAAAUUGGACGAUUUAACAUCAAUGUUCCAUCUUAUCCCUAAAGACUGUCUGGACUUUUACAAGUUCUUAAAAGGAAAAGAAUCUGAGGAAGAUGUGGAUGGGUACGGAGCGGAACCAGAUUUUGAGGUGGAGCUGGAGCUGGGUGAUGAUGAGGAAAAAUAG